CAGAUCCUAGACCAGAACCCAAGACAGAAGCAGAAUGAGUGCCUCAGCACUACAGACCGCAGGUUUUGUAUCGGGCGCCAUCGGUACGGUAGGAGUUCUUGCUGCAACGGUUAUGGAUGUGUGGUGCACCGAAGACCAGCAGGAGAACAAGGCCACCUCCAGCUACCAUUAUAAGGGCCUGUGGAAGGACUGCGAGGUGUCCCAGACGGGACUUGCUGAGUGCCAGCCUCUUUACAGCUUCCUGAGCUACUCAAGAAUCCUUCAGGCUAUAAGAGCUCUGAUGAUAGUGGCAGUAUUAGUCGGUGUGAUUGCAGUGUUCAUCGCAUUCUUCUGCCUGAAGUGCCUGAAUAUAAGAAGCAUGGAUCUCCUGACCAAGGGCAAACUGGUGCUAAGUGCAGGGAUUUUAUUUAUCAUUGCUGGCAUUUUUGACAUUUCUGGAUCAUCAGUGUAUGCUGAUCAAAUAGUGCCUAGUUUCAUGAUGCAAUACCCGACCCAACAUAAUCAAAAGCAAGGAGAGAAGGGAGGAGUAAAUUGUGGGAAUGGCAUGGGCAUGGGCAUGGGCACGGGUACGGGUAUGGGCAUGGGCAUGGGAGGAAAUGAUUUAUUUGCUUUCAGGUACACAUUUGGUUCCGCCCUCUACGUAGCCUGGGUAGCUGGAGCUUUGUUGCUUUUGGGAGGAAUUUUGAAAUGCAUUGCAUUCUGUACAAUGCAAAACAACACCGAUACGAGAGAUGGCUAUAUUUACAAUGCCACAGCCCAGCGGAGUGGGGCAGAUGAAGACUGUCACCUCCAGAGAGUGAGAGGAGAACAACAACAAAUUUAAGCAAAGAAAAAAAAAAUCUUGUCAGUCGUA
Messenger RNA from Puntigrus tetrazona (Sumatra barb), 853 nucleotides. RefSeq names its product claudin 18 (gene cldn18). Bases 35 to 823 code for a protein of 262 amino acids. The transcript is spliced from 5 exons. The record is from RefSeq and is a predicted model, not a curated record. Gene Ontology annotation, biological process: bicellular tight junction assembly; cell adhesion. Gene Ontology annotation, molecular function: structural molecule activity. NCBI's taxonomy places the organism in Eukaryota, Metazoa, Chordata, Actinopteri, Cypriniformes, Cyprinidae. Gene Ontology annotation, cellular component: bicellular tight junction; plasma membrane.